Capra hircus (goat) is the source of this 3613-nucleotide messenger RNA. RefSeq names its product RNA binding motif protein 22 (gene RBM22). Gene Ontology annotation, molecular function: metal ion binding; U6 snRNA binding; pre-mRNA binding. The transcript has 11 exons. The record is from RefSeq and is a predicted model, not a curated record. The coding region runs from base 111 to 1373 and encodes 420 amino acids. NCBI's taxonomy places the organism in Eukaryota, Metazoa, Chordata, Mammalia, Artiodactyla, Bovidae. Gene Ontology annotation, cellular component: U2-type catalytic step 1 spliceosome; U2-type catalytic step 2 spliceosome; Prp19 complex.
AGACGCGUAAAUAAGACGUCGACGUGCCGAGAGGCAGCCGCGGGGCCUGACGGGAUUGUGGCGGUCCUCUCCCAACUCGGAAGCUGCGGCUGCCUCCAGACGCUCUCAAGAUGGCGACCUCUCUAGGUUCCAACACCUACAACAGGCAGAAUUGGGAGGAUGCGGACUUCCCUAUUCUGUGCCAGACGUGUCUUGGAGAAAACCCAUAUAUCCGAAUGACCAAAGAAAAGUAUGGGAAGGAAUGCAAAAUCUGUGCCAGGCCAUUCACAGUGUUUCGCUGGUGCCCUGGGGUCCGCAUGCGUUUCAAGAAGACUGAAGUGUGCCAGACCUGCAGUAAAUUGAAGAAUGUCUGUCAGACCUGCCUCUUAGACCUAGAAUAUGGUUUGCCCAUCCAGGUUCGUGAUGCAGGAUUGUCUUUUAAGGAUGACAUGCCAAAGUCCGACGUCAACAAAGAGUACUACACACAGAAUAUGGAGAGAGAGAUUUCCAACUCUGAUGGAACGCGGCCAGUUGGCAUGUUGGGGAAAGCCACAUCCACCAGUGACAUGCUGCUCAAACUGGCCCGGACCACACCCUACUACAAAAGGAAUCGACCGCACAUUUGCUCCUUCUGGGUGAAAGGAGAAUGUAAGAGAGGAGAGGAGUGUCCAUACAGACAUGAAAAACCAACAGAUCCGGAUGACCCCCUUGCUGAUCAGAACAUUAAAGACCGAUAUUAUGGAAUCAAUGACCCUGUGGCAGAUAAACUCUUGAAGCGGGCUUCAACAAUGCCACGUCUAGACCCACCAGAGGACAAGACUAUCACCACACUGUAUGUUGGUGGUCUGGGGGAUACCAUUACUGAGACCGAUCUAAGGAAUCACUUCUACCAGUUUGGAGAGAUCCGGACCAUCACUGUUGUGCAAAGACAGCAGUGUGCUUUCAUCCAGUUUGCUACAAGACAGGCUGCAGAAGUGGCUGCCGAGAAGUCUUUUAAUAAGUUGAUUGUCAAUGGCCGCAGGCUCAACGUGAAAUGGGGAAGGUCCCAGGCAGCCAGAGGGAAAGAAAAGGAGAAGGACGGAACCACAGACUCCGGAAUCAAGCUCGAGCCCGUUCCAGGGCUCCCAGGAGCUCUUCCUCCUCCUCCUGCCGCAGAAGAAGAAGCCUCCGCCAACUACUUCAACCUGCCCCCAAGUGGUCCUCCGGCCGUGGUGAACAUUGCCCUGCCACCCCCACCUGGUAUUGCCCCGCCCCCACCCCCAGGUUUUGGGCCACACAUGUUCCACCCCAUGGGACCACCCCCUCCUUUCAUGAGGGCUCCAGGACCAAUCCACUAUCCUUCUCAGGACCCUCAGAGGAUGGGAGCACAUGCUGGGAAACACAGCAGCCCCUAGCACUCAUCACCACUCUGGGGCUCUACAGAAGAGAGGGCGCUUAAAAAUCCUAGUAAAUGAAUCCCGGAAUAAAUAUAUUUUUCCUUCCUUUGUAGUUCCCAUGGUAGUGGAAUGUAUUCAGAUGUGGGCAGUUGGAGAACAACAGCCAUGAUUUCCUCUAUGUGUUCUCAAAGGAUUGAUGGACCUGAAAUAAGCUGCCGUUAACACAUCUGGUUACUGCUAUAACAUUACUAAUAAAACUUAAUGCCUCUUCCCCUCAUCUGUGUGGGGAACAAGCAACUGGGUGAAUUGAAAUGUCCAGCGGAGUUACCAUCCCAACUAUAUGUUCAUUUUGUAUCUUCUUUUGGCGGGUGGGGGGUGGGAAGUGACCUGCAGUAAGAAAAACAAGCAAACAAUUUUUGACCAUUUUUAUGUCCAUUGGAUAUUUUCCUUUUUAUCAUCUAAAAAAGAUUACUAGUACUAAUCAUUGUAGUGGCAAGAGUGUGAUUUAAUGCUUCUAAAGUCACACUCUUGAAAGACAAGUAGAAACAGCACCCAGCACAACCCAGAUCUUAUCUCUCCUGAUUUAUUACUAAAGGAAUCUGGCUGAUAGUUUAAUUUCUUCAUGCUACCAAAAAGACAAAAAUUACUUUUCAUUCCUGUCAAUCAGAUGGAGACACAGAUUUCAUGGAGCUGUGUAUCAUUGAAGAAACCUGGUAUUUGAGAUGAAAUUAUUUUAAAGAACUUCUGUAAAACACUUCAACAAACUGUGAAAGGAAAAGAAUUAAGAGUGUGUUUAAAUGGAAGACUUGUGGUCUACGGCUGGAAUGUCGAUCUUCAGCAUUCACCUUUGUGUGACUUCAGCGUCUCAUUUUAAUUCCCUGCUCUGGGCCGGGGAUUCUGUUUGGUCUUAGAAUAUUUGGAAAUAAUUGAAUUGUAGAUGGCAAAAAAAGAAAAAUUGAUGUUGUGUUGUAUUUUUGUUUUAAAAAAUUAAAACAGGUCAAUUUUCCAAAUGUUGUCAUAGGUUUAUUUCUGUUUUCUUUAUCCUUGGUAGCUGAAGUUGAGGUCAGUGGGAGUUAGAAACAAGUUAUAUAUAAAGAUAUGUUUUUGCUUUAGAUAUGUUUUUGUUUUGAUUCUGAUCUUUAUCUAGUCUAAAAGACCUAGGCCCUUUUAGUACUUAUGUCAAAGAUUACUUGUGGGGUUGAAAUAAGAUGAUACACAGAAGGCACUCAACAGAGAGCCUGCCAUGUGGUUGUGGAUACAUGCUAGCUUUAAAAUGUCAUCUUAGUAUUAUGUAAGUUGUUUUAAAAGGAAUCAGGAAAAAUUGAUCUACAAGCCCAUUUUUCUAGAAGCCAAUUCCCAUGUCACUUUUAUCUCAAAAGUAUCUACUUAUAGAAUGAAUAUACCUCUUUUUACCCCGUUUCAGCUCAAGAAUUUUUGUUGUUUUCCUCUAGAGAACUUUAUCUUGCCUUUUUUUUUCAAGAUUUAAAAUUAAUCUAGAAGCACUUAGACAAUUUAAUUCUAGUAGUAUCAGAUGUGAAGCAAUGUAGGGAUACUUCCAAAUAUUCUGACACCCUUCUGGUAGGGUUUUUUGUGAUGGUGGAGGGAAGGUUACUGUUGAGCAUGUAAGAGAUUUUUAGCCAAUCUGGUAAUGUGAAGCAGUGUUUUUUCUCUCCGAAUUCAACUAUAUCUGUCUAUGUAUAUAUACAUAUGUAAUCUUGACUGUGCAACUGUGUAUUCCUGCCUUUUUGAGAACAUUCUAAAUGUUUGCUUACUAGCUGGCUGUGGAUAAGUGGCUUUUGAAAAGUAAAAGCAAACAAAGUAUAAAGUAAGUCUUGAUUGGCCUUAAGUAAAUCAGAAUUAUGAGCAAUUAGAUUUUGGCAAAAACUCAGAGGUGCUUACCAAACUCCGUUUCUUUUUCCUCUAGGGAACGUAGCCAGGGGUUCACUUGGCAAAAAAGUAAACUGCCAUUCCUAGACCUCGGCUGUAGAAACAUCUCCCCUACUCAGAGCUAUGAACUCUCCCGUUUGCUGGCUGAAUGCACAGGAGGAUGAUCUCUGGAAGACGGCAGUCAGACAAUGGGAGGAGGCUGGGUUCCUCUAUCACUGCUAAAAGGAGAGCAUUGUAAGAGGAAUUUUUGUUGCAGUAAGCCAUUGAGUCCUGAGGAUCUAUCUGUAACAGCAGCUAGUGUUCUUCUCAUAAAAGAUGUCUGAUCUGAUCACGAAAAAACAAAGAAGAAACUCAUUUUUUAUUUACACCGA